This is a messenger RNA of Epinephelus lanceolatus (giant grouper), 4607 nucleotides long. It is a transcript of the gene mfsd11, whose product is annotated as major facilitator superfamily domain containing 11. The record is from RefSeq and is a predicted model, not a curated record. NCBI's taxonomy places the organism in Eukaryota, Metazoa, Chordata, Actinopteri, Perciformes, Serranidae.
AUUCAAUGCUAAAGCGCAGUUAGCUAGUUAGCGCACCACAGUCAGCUGAUUCAUUCACAUGACUGUGCUUUCUAGUUUCGGGCAAGUCCUGUUUACCGGUGAAAGUAUUCCCCUUAAUCUGUUUUACACGACGGGAACCAAUUUGCCAAAGUUAGUUUAGAAACCUCACGGUGAAGAUGAAAAGCUGAGGAUAUCGGGACUUCCACAAAGGACUAACUAUGUUACUAAUAACACUCUGAGUCUGGACAAAGAGGAGCAGCCAGAGAGGUUAGCUAAACAGCUUCAGCGUUAUUGAUGUGCUGUUCACUCCAGUAGCUUUUUUGUAUUCAUUCCUCAAGCACUUUGCAAACAAACAUCUGCAAAAUGACUCCAGAGGGGAAGAGGCUGUUAAACAUCAUCAUCCUGGGCUUCGGCUUUAUGUUUAUGUUCACUGCUUUUCAAACAUGCGGCAACAUAGGACAAACUGUUAUCAAGAGCUUUAAUCACACUGAAUUCCACGGGAGCGGAUACACAAGCAUGGCCAUUAUCUAUGGAGUUUUCUCUGCAUCCAACCUGAUCGCCCCCUCAGUGGUGACUGUCAUUGGGCCACAGCUAUCAAUGUUCUUCAGUGGGCUAUUGUACAGCGGCUACAUCGCUAUGUUCAUUUACCCGUACACAUGGAGCUUCUAUACAGCGUCUGUGUUGGUUGGAAUAGCAGCAGCAGUCCUGUGGACGGCUCAGGGAAAUGUGCUUGCCAUAAACUCCACUGAUCACACCAUUGGAAGAAAUAGUGGCAUAUUUUGGGCGCUGCUGCAGUUCAGCUUAUUCUUUGGAAAUCUAUACAUAUACUGUGCCUGGCAUGGACACGUUCACAUAACAGACAAAGACCGCCAGACAGUGUUCAUCUCUCUCACGGUGAUUAGUCUGGUGGGUUGCUUCCUCUUCUUUCUGAUCCGGAAGCCUGACCCUGAACCUGCUGCUUCCUCUGAGGUGUCAGAGUCGCUGCUGCAGGCUGAAUUGUCAGAGAGCUGCUCCACAGCUAGCUCACCUCGCCCAGGCCUCUCAUCACAAGCUUUGGAUGCUUUUGUGAAAGCAUGUAAAAUGUUUUGCACUAAAGAGAUGCUGCUGCUGAGCUUCUCCACAGGAUACACAGGCCUGGAGCUCACUUUCUACAGUGGGGUGUAUGGGACGUGUAUCGGAGCCAUGACUCGGUUUGGCCAUGAUGCAAAGAGUUUAAUUGGCAUCUCUGGCAUCUGCAUCGGCGUAGGCGAGAUCUUGGGAGGGGGUGUGUUUGGGAUGCUGAACAAGUGCAGCCGGUUUGGGAGGAAUCCAGUGGUACUGCUGGGGCUCAUCACACACUAUGUCGCCUUUUACUUGAUCUUCCUGAACAUUGCCAGCGAUGCUCCAAUCGCACCGGAGGCAGGGACAGAUCUGCAGGCCUACAUCACCCCCAGUGUCGGCGUGGCAUUGCUCUGCAGUUUCCUUCUUGGUUUGGGUGACAGCUGUUUCAACACUCAGCUUCUCAGCAUUAUCGGCUUCAUGUUCCGUGACAACAGCGCCCCCGCCUUCGCUGUCUUCAAGUUCAUACAGUCCAUCAUGGCUGCCUUGGCUUUCUUCUACAGUAACUACCUGUUGCUGCACUGGCAGCUGCUCAUCCUGGUCGUUGUGGGUUUUCUGGGCUCCGUGACUUUCUUUUUGGUCGAGUGGAUGGCUGAGUCCAACAGGAGGGAGUCAGACUACGACAGCAUCUGACUUUUUUCUGGUGAGGAUAAGGAGCUGGAGAUGUUUAGCUCACCACAGCUGGAAGAAUCAUCCGGAAAUGAUGAUAAUGAUGACAAUUAUGAUGAACAUAUCCCAGCCUCUGCAAACAGAGGCUGAUACUGUGGUAUAUUUGUUUUUAUAGCUGGUCUGUAUGAAGCCGGUGGCUGCAGGAACCAAACUUAAAGGCAAUCUCAACAUUUACCUGUAACUAAAUCAAAAGGCAUGAGGAGGAACUGUGUGAACGCAAGAUAUACCUCAUUUUGGUUCAUUCCUGGCGUCUUAUCUUAUUAUUUUGUGCACAUAAAUUUGAAAUUUAUCUGAACCAAUUAUGAAAAUAUCAGCCUCCUCUGAGGCAUGAUGGAUAUAAUUAAUUACAAAAAAAGCACUUACGAUUUGAAGCAUGUCAACAGUGACAUAAAUAAGGGUAAUGGGUCCCACUGCUAGUGCCUGUGUGAAGAGAUAAUAAGGAUCAAUACUGACUCAGUUGUGAAUCAGCUGCAAGUUAUAAGAAAAAAUGCUCCUACAGCCUGUUUUCACUGGGUGCAGCUAUUCCAGCUGCUGCAUGAACCGACUUAGAAUAUAAGUCUGGUGAUAAUCUACGUAUAUAUUCUAUAUAUUUUUUUCUUGACAACAAAAUCCCAUGAAAAAACCAAAAUAAACUAUGAGUUCAGCCUACUAAUAAGUGGAGUAUAUAUCAAAGCCUGAUAUAUCUUCUUCCUCUGUGCCAUAGAGCUCCAUUGUUGUCCAAAAAACUAUUAAAAACACAUCAGAGAGCCACACUGUUGCACUGGGUAACAUGUUGCUGCAUAACCAUGAACACACACACUGUAGUACACACACCAAUACUCACUAGAGCACCAAAUGUGGACUGAUUUGCUGCUGAAAACAGUCCCUAAUAAACUCCUCCAGUCUCCUUGAUAAAAAAUACAGUGAGCAGCCAUUUAAGGAAAUUUCUGAGACUCUUUUUUAUAUAUGAAGCUAUAUACCUGUGAGGUGUUUUCUCUGUAGUUGGAACUGCAGCUACAGACAGGAAGUCAGAAAGUACUGAGAGACGCACUAACACAUUGCUCAUUUUGGUCUUUAAUGGGAUUUGAUGACAAUGAAAAAGUAGAACAAUGCCAGCCCUAUACUUAAAAAGUUUUUUCCACUCACUCACUUCUGCACCCAUAGAAGCUUGUCAUACGCACAAAUUCCAGAACCUUGAUUACAGUGCAGUAGUGACACAACAGCCACCCCUGGGCUCCAUACAGCCGCAUACUGUUGGUAUGCUGUCAAAGAUUGGGAUUCACUCCACAUAAAGCAGUUGUGUUGUGUAUCCAGUGCUGUACUUCCCAGAUUGUGUUACAUGUUAAGCUGCAGUCACAAGGUAGUCACAACUUUGAAAUUAAGUUUUAUGACAGACAUUCUGAAAGUCAUUUACCUGCAGAGCCUUCUUUGGUUUCGGCCAUCUGACUUUCAUUGAGAGAGGUCAGAGCCAAUUUGGAGCAAAGCAGUUAAAAGGGAAACAUUAUCGAGAAACUUUUCAUAUUUGGUUUGUGAAUGUGAAACUUUCACCCGCAAUUCUUCUGUUUUGCUGUUUUUCUUCUUUUCUUGUUCCUUCACGAUAAACUAAGUGCCAUUUGAUUGGUUUAGUUGUAAUAAGAUCCCGCUGACUUUGCAUUCCAUGAAACGUUUUAUAAUUACAAGUGGGUGACUGCUUUAGUUCAAAUGAAAUUAACAGAGGCUCCUUGGACUGAAAAAAAAUUGUCCUUUUCCUCUUCUUUCUACUUUUUUCUCAUCUCCUCCUAUGGAGAAUGUUUCAAAGGGAAAAAGAGAGACAAUAAAAUGGUAAAUGGGAUAAAUUUAACAUUUUCUUUCAUUUUGUUAUUGUUGUUUUUUUGUUGUUGUUUUUUUCAAAGAGUUUUUGGCUGUGCUGGCAGCUUGGCUCUAGAUACCAAGUCAAGUUGGUCCACAGCUUUGGUUAAGAGUGAAAUAUCUCGUCAAUGAAAUUUGGUUCAGAUAUUCAGGUUCCCAUAACUCUGGUGAUAAUACUUAAAAUCUUGCAGGGGAUUUCACUAAUACAGAAGCUGUUGAAGUUGUGAAAACUCCAAAACUGAAUGGUUCAGUUAAAACUGAAUGGUCAUAAUUGAAGAAGUUGGCAGGUCAAGAUCCAGAAACACUGGUUCCUACAAUUUCCAUAAUGUAUCUUAGUAUCAUCUUAUAACAUUUGGUAAAUUUCUAUGUCACAUGCUUUCUGUUAAAGGUACCCUGUGCAGUUUUUGGCCACUAGUAGUGUAUCAGUACUCUGUAUGGUCUACUGUAAACGUGUGAGCUGGAAGGUGCCAAAAAAGUAGCAAUAAUUAAUUUUAGUGAUUCUCACAAUUGGCCUCCUUUACGAUGACCUUGACAGCCUCGCAAAGUUGCUGGUGUUGCUGUAGACACUUUGUCCUGUUUUUGUUUUUUGUUUUUUUUUUUUCUUUACUGCUGUUGUCACACGUCACUCAUUUUAAAUUGAUCUGUUGCCAAACCAACACAGUGCUAAAUAUGGGCCUGAAGACAUGUUGUCUUUAUGUAAUGUUGAAGUGAGAAAUGGCAACAAGGAACUCAAUCUUAGAUGCUGUAGGUUUUUUUUUUGUUUUUGUUUUUUUUUCAUUUUGUUUAAAGUGUCAAUUUAUGAAUUACAGCACAUUAUUGUAGUUAAUUUAUUGCAAAAUGCUCAAGUUUUGUUUCAUGUUGCAAAUGCAAUGGAUGCAAUCAGUCUCAAGGAUAUUAAGGGAAAUGCAUGUGAACUAUGAAGGUGAUUUUAUACUUGAAUGUAGUAAUUAAGAAUGGCGCCUGAAAUCUGCUUGCUUGUUUUUAUUAUCAAUAAAAUAUUAUUUUGAACUUAA